Pyricularia grisea is the source of this 905-nucleotide messenger RNA. RefSeq lists its product as uncharacterized. NCBI's taxonomy places the organism in Eukaryota, Fungi, Ascomycota, Sordariomycetes, Magnaporthales, Pyriculariaceae. The transcript has 3 exons. The record is from RefSeq and is a predicted model, not a curated record. The coding region runs from base 111 to 776 and encodes 221 amino acids.
CUUCAGGCAAAUCACGACUUUGUUCAAUCGCAAGCAAGCAAACAAACAAAGACAUCGUCAACGGCAAAAAACAAUCAGAAAGCACUCACCAGUAAUCCACAAAGAACAGAAUGCAUUGGCUUUCAUGGACAGGAUGGGUGGUAGUGGCAGCAAUGAUGGGCAUAGAUCAAGCGGCGGCCCAAGGUAGCAGCACCCCGGUGACGGACGUCGACACGGGCUUCGUCUUUGCCGCAUACUCGGGUCGAUACGACACAUCAAACGGCGCGAUCCAGUUCCGAGUGGCCGUGCCGAGCGGGGUCGCGGCAAAUGAGCCCUACGAUGCCGUGAUACAGGUUGCAGCGCCGAGAGCUGUAGGCUGGGCAGGCGUGGCUUGGGGAGGAAGCAUGACCUACAAUCCGCUGACGGUGAUGUGGCCGAGCGGACAGACGGUCGUGUUGAGCUCGCGAUGGGCUACCGCACACGCGGCACCAGCACCGUACCCAGACCCGACCUACCAGGUGUUCCAGACCGGUACUCGCGUCAACAGCACGCACUGGCAGAUAACGGCCAAGUGCAGCGGUUGCACAUCGUUUCAGGGCCGCGCCGGAGCGGCGCCUACUUGGCUUCGGCCGACUGGGUCCAACAGGUUGGCGUUUGCAAUGGCCAGGACGGCUCCAAGCCAGCCGGGGUCAAACACGAGCGCAAUACCGUAUCACGAGGUCCACCAGUACUGGAACACAGACUUUGGCAGUGCGCAAAACGUAAACUUUGACGAGUUGGUGGAGCGGAAUUUGUAGACUUUGUCGUUGUUGUGGUUCGUGAUUUAGGUACUGAGAGACGGAAGGUGGCAAGGCAUACAAAGUUAGAAAUUUGGUUCAGAAAGCAAGGCGAUACAGGUUACAUUGGCAUCCAUCCCCCCGCUCUGC